AUGACACCCCCAAGAGCGUUCGAUUUCGCCGGAGACGUGGCCAUUGUGUCAGGAGCAGGCUCACGAAUGCCAGGCGAGAUUGGUAACGGCCGAGCGACCGCGGUCCUCCUCGCCCGACAUGGCGCCAAGGUCAUGCUUCUCGACAACAACCUCGAGUGGGUGCAGGAAACGAAGCGAAUGAUCGACGCAGAAGGCGGAAUCUCGGAGGCAAUUCAGACGGAUGUCACACAUGAAGAAUCGUGCAGAAAGGCAGUGGCUAGGACGGUCGAUCUGUUCGUCGGCGUCGGCGGUGUCGUAGGCGACGCGACGGAGCUCGACCUAGCCGGAUGGGACCGGGACUUCCGCAUCAACGUGACCAGCAUGGUUCUCAUGAGCCGACACGUCAUUCCUGAGAUGCGCAAGUCCGACCGAGGCGCCAUAGUGAACAUGUCAUCCGUGAGCGGGAUGAUGGGCGGCAACCCGAGCCUCCUGUACGCCACGAGCAAGGGCGCCAUCAUCCAGAUGACGAGAGCCAUGGCGGUGCACCACGGCAAAGAGGGCAUACGCGUGAACUGCGUGGCUCCCGGGAUGGUGUAUACCCCGAUGGUGAGGACCCGGGGUGGAGGGAUGACGGAUGAGAUGAGGCAGGCGAGGAUCGAGCAGAAUCUCCUUGGGACGGAGGGGACUGCGUGGGACGUUGGCUACGCGACCCUCUUUCUUUGCAGCAAAGAGGCCAGAUGGAUUACAGGGCUCCUUAUGCCUGUGGAUGCUGGGACAACUGCAGGGCGUCCCGAUAGGCCGGCGUUGGAGGAGGAUACACUGGCCCAACAUAAGUCCGACGUGAAUAGCCAAAAUUCAAGGCUAUGA
Messenger RNA from Diaporthe citri, 846 nucleotides. RefSeq lists its product as uncharacterized. Bases 1 to 846 code for a protein of 281 amino acids. NCBI's taxonomy places the organism in Eukaryota, Fungi, Ascomycota, Sordariomycetes, Diaporthales, Diaporthaceae. The transcript has 5 exons. The record is from RefSeq and is a predicted model, not a curated record. Gene Ontology annotation, molecular function: oxidoreductase activity.